Molecule: messenger RNA, 721 nt
Organism: Cornus florida
Lineage: Eukaryota; Viridiplantae; Streptophyta; Magnoliopsida; Cornales; Cornaceae
Product: snakin-2-like
Exons: 4
Coding region: 67-384 (105 amino acids)
Source: RefSeq, a predicted model, not a curated record
CAAGUCCCAAAGCUUCAACUCUCAGUAUAUACUGCUGACAAGUAAUAGUUUAUAUUAGCAGCAAAAAUGGCUUCACGCUUGCUUAUUCUAAUGGCGGUUUUGCUCUUCUGUGUUACUCAGGUCUCAUCUGAUGUUGAGAUUGAAGACCAUCAAAUCCAGGUAGGGAAAGGUGCUAACAGAAGGCUUUUGCCAUAUUUGGACUGUGGGGGGCUGUGCAAGAAUCGGUGCAGUUUGCACUCGAGGCCAAACGUGUGCACGAGAGCGUGUGGCACGUGCUGCGCACGGUGCAAGUGUGUACCACCGGGCACUUCAGGGAACAGAGAGAUGUGUGGGAGGUGCUACACCGACAUGACUACUCACGGCAACAAGACCAAGUGCCCUUAAUUGAUUCGACCCCAUCACCCUAAAAUCUUAUAUGGCUAUAUAUAUAUAUAAAUAUAUAGUUGUGAUAUAUAUAUAUGUUUGUGGAAUUAAGUUCUAUUACGCAGUGGAAUAGAUAGGCUUUGAAUAGCAAUCAGUGUAUGUGUGUCUGUGCAAUGAAGUUUAAUUCUCACUAGUUUCAGUUGUAUUAUGGGGCAGUCUUUCGGUGAAGUAAUGGUUGAGCAAUUUAAAUGGAUUUUUUUUUGUUUUUUUUUUUUUUUUUUUCUGCAAUGGAUAUGGGUUAUUGAGGACAAGGUUUAAAUUAUUUCGCAGAACAACAGUAUUUUUUUAUUUUUUAUUU